GAGGCUGCAGCCGUUACUCUGGGUCUGGAGGGGCUAGCUGACAAAUCCAGGAUGAAGCUCCUUUUCGUGGCUGCCUUUGCACUCUUUGUGCUGUCGACCUUGGACCAGGCUGACUCCUCGGCUUAUGACAAGAUAGUCUACCACAGUCGCAUCAGGGCGAGAAAAGAGGGACCCAAUGUCUGCGCUCUCCAGCAAGUCAUGGGCACCAAGAAGAAGUACUUCAGCACUUGUCGUAAUUGGUACCAAAAAGCCAUCUGUGGAAAGAAAGCGACGGUGCUUUACGAGUGUUGCCCUGGGUACACGAAGAUGGAGGGCAAGCGUGGUUGCCCUGCAGUGGCUCCUAUUGACCAUGUGUAUGGCACCUUGGGUCAGGUGAAAGCCACCUCCACCCAGAAUUACGCCGAUAUUUCGAAGCUGAGGCCCGAGAUCGAGGGACCUGGGUCUUUCACCCUCUUUGCCCCGAGCAACGACGCCUGGGAGAAAUUGGAUGAGGCAGUGAGGGGUGCACUGGUCAGCAAUAUCAACAUUGAGCUGUACAACGCGCUGCAUUACCACAUGGUCAACAAACGCCUCUUAACCAAAGAUUUAAGGAAUGGAUUGAUGGUCCCCUCCAUGUACAAUGAUCUCGGUCUCCUUAUUAACCAUUACUCCAAUGGGGUGGUGACGGUGAACUGCGCCAGGCUUAUCUACGCCAACCAGGUCGCCACCAACGGAGUUGUGCACGUCAUCGACCGUGUGAUCAGCGCAGUUGGAAACACCAUUCAGGACGUCAUCGAGGUUGAUGACGACCUGACAACUCUGAGCGAUGUGGCUCAUAGCGCCGGGCUGCUGGAGAAGCUGGGCCAGCCAGGACAUUACACUCUCUUUGCCCCCACCAACGAAGCCUUCGAGAGCCUCGGCACCGACGUGCUGGAGAGACUUCAGAGCGACAAGCCGGCCAUCCAAGCUCUUCUGAACUUCCACCUGCUGGACUCCGUGCAGUGCUCUGAGGCCAUCAUGACCGGCAGCUCCUACGAGACUCUGGAGGGCAACAACAUCGAGAUCGGCUGUGACGGUGAAAGUCUGACUGUCAACGGCGUCAAGAUGGUGCUCAAGAAGGACAUCGUCACCACCAAUGGUGUCAUCCACCUCAUCGACAAAGUGCUCAUGCCAGACUCAGCCAAGCAGGUGAUGGAGCUGGUGGGAAGUUCCCAGUCGACCUUCGGGGAUAUGGUGUCAGAGCUGGGCCUGUCCGCCGCCAUGAGACCUGACGCUGAGUACACGCUGCUGGCUCCUCUCAACGCUGCCUUCACUGAUGAAGUGAUGUCCAUGGACCAGAGGCUGCUCAAGAUUAUUCUGGAGAGUCACAUCCUGAAGCAGAAGAUCGUUCUGGGACAGCUGUACAACGGCCAGCGGCUGGAGACCAUCGGGGGGAAACUCCUGCGAGUCUUCGUCUAUCGCACGGCUGUGUGCAUUGAGAAUUCCUGUCUGAUCAGGGGAAGCAAGGAAGGAAGCAACGGGGCCCUUCAUCUCAUGAGGAUUCUGUUGAAGCCGGCGGAAAAGAACAUGUUUGAGAUUCUGAGAGAAAAAGGAGGGUUCAAGAUCUUUUUGUCUCUCAUGGAAACUGCCGGCUUGACCGACCUGCUGAGACAGGAGGGAGACUUUACUCUGUUUGCCCCGAGCGAUGAGGCCUUCGCUAGUCUGAGCGAGAGGGAUAUGUCCCUGUUGAAGGACGACGUGAACGCUCUCAGAACCAUCCUUCUGUACCACAUCAGCAACGGUGUCUUCAUCGGCGGCGGUUUGGAGACCGGGGUGACGAACCUCCUCAGGUCCCUCCAGGGCAGUAACCUCAGAUUGAUGUUUGCAAACAACAGCAUGCUUGUGAAUUCUGUCCAAGUCCCCAAGUCUGAUAUCAUGGCUACAAACGGAGUCGUCCACUUCGUCAACCAAGUUUUGUAUCCCGGAGAUAUCCCAGUUGGAAGCCAGGAUUUCCUCAUGCUGUUGAAGAGGCUCGUCACUUACAUGCAAAUCAAGUACAUUUCCGGAUACAGAUAUCAGGAGAUUCCCCUCACAUUCAUGAAGAGGAUCAUCACUCACGUCAUCCAGGAAGUUCCCGAGGUGACCAAAGUGACGCGGGUCAUCGAAGGCAGGCCCUCCAUCACCAAGGUCACCAGGGUCAUCGGAAGCCAGCCCUCCGUCACCAAGGUGACACGGGUAAUCGCGAGUAACUCGACCGUCACCAAAGUCACCAGGGUUCUCCCAGGCCCUCAGUACUCAAGCACCACCAACAUCGAUCUAGAAGGCGGUGACUUCUCAUUAACCGACAGCGAAAGACUUACCCAAGCCAUCCAAGCUGGCAACAGGAGGAGGGAUUGAGCGUGGACGGAUGGAAACGUCGACCUCGUAAAAAAAGGCCAAGUGAGACUCCAAAGCCCAGGAGGUGGAGACGCUGUGUUUCAGUGCGGGGGGACACACGUAAAAUGUCAAUAAUUUCAAAUAUACUGUAAAAGGUGUAUAGGCCUAACUGACAAAAAUAAAACUAUUCUCAUAAACAAGUUAAUGGUGCUUUGAAUGUAUAUCUCAUGUGAGUGUGCAAUGUCUUGUUUGUGCGUUCAAACGAACAUUCUGGCGUGAGUUUAAAGACGGAGCAAGGCAGGGUAGCAAUAAAAUCUUUUAAUAAGCCAUUAGGGGAGCAGCACAAACAUUUCAAUUCAAAACUAUAGGACUUUGACUUUGCUGGAGGUGGAGGUUGAAGCUGGAAGAUUUUUACUGGCUGUUUGGGAAGAUUUACAAAUCUCAGCAUGAUAGAGAUUGAAAUUUGUGUUUUGUUUGGUUUUGACUAUAGUUGAUGCGUUUUUUACUUUCUCUGGCUGUAAGGUGCUUUAAGAUUCAUGUGAGUUUGUAACAUUCGGUACAAUGUGGACAACGGCAGGUUUUCUCCGUUCUGUUUUCUCCCAAUAAAAAAAUCUUUCUUUGGUAUAAA
Messenger RNA from Hippoglossus stenolepis (Pacific halibut), 2962 nucleotides. It is a transcript of the gene postnb, whose product is annotated as periostin, osteoblast specific factor b. Gene Ontology annotation, biological process: cell adhesion; extracellular matrix organization. Gene Ontology annotation, cellular component: extracellular matrix. The transcript is spliced from 21 exons. NCBI's taxonomy places the organism in Eukaryota, Metazoa, Chordata, Actinopteri, Pleuronectiformes, Pleuronectidae. Bases 52 to 2355 code for a protein of 767 amino acids. The record is from RefSeq and is a predicted model, not a curated record. Gene Ontology annotation, molecular function: cell adhesion molecule binding.